AUGUGCAAUAGUCAAAAAAAAGAUCUAAGAGUUAAAGCAGAACAUGAAGCACAAGAACAAAAACUUCUUAAAAUAAAGGAAAAACAAAUUAUAUCAAACUGCCAAGUUAGAUAUCAGCCAGAAGAUACCUCUAACAGUGAAGAGUCUUCAAAUAUGAUAAAUGAAGAUAUUAGUUCAACAGAUGGUGAAACAUCAGAUAAUGAGACAUGCAAUUUUUUGCCUCUUCCUCAGCUUGAAAAUCUUCAGUUCCUUGUCAAGCAGCUACCCAAAGAUUUUCAUAAUGCAAAAUUAUCUUUGUUUUAUUCUGGUGAAGAUUUGUCAUUCUUUUCUGAUGAUGACAAUAAAAACAAUAAUAUAAGAAGUGAUAAAGAUUAUGAAACUGAAGAAGAGAGUGAAGAAGAGGAUGUAAUAAAUUUUGAUGCAUCUGAU
This is a messenger RNA of Scutellospora calospora, 429 nucleotides long. The record is from the annotation of a GenBank genome assembly. Lineage: Eukaryota; Fungi; Glomeromycota; Glomeromycetes; Diversisporales; Gigasporaceae.